Molecule: messenger RNA, 960 nt
Organism: Cadophora gregata
Lineage: Eukaryota; Fungi; Ascomycota; Leotiomycetes; Helotiales; Ploettnerulaceae
Exons: 4
Coding region: 1-960 (319 amino acids)
Source: RefSeq, a predicted model, not a curated record
AUGGGCUUGUUUUCAAAUACAAAGCCCCCGCUCACUGAGAAGAAUCUCACAGACCAGUCGGGGAAGGUCUUCAUAGUCACUGGCGCCACAGGUGGUCUUGGGAAAGAUCUCGCGCAGAUACUUUAUGCUCAAAAUGCAAAGAUUUACAUGGCAGCUCGCUCGGAAAUCAAAGCACGCAAGGUUAUAGAAGAGAUUGAAGCCAAGUGCCAAAAAUCGAAAGGAACUUUGGUCUACCUCCACCUGGAUCUCAAUGAUUUGACAACUAUCAAGACCUCAGCCGAGACCUUUCUCGCGCAAGAAGAGUCCUUACAUGUCCUCUGGAAUAACGCUGGUGUCAUGCGACCUCCUCAGGGCAGUGUCACCAAGCAAGGCUACGAGCUUCAGAUUGGCACCAACAACGUUGCUCCAUUCCUCUUCACUAAGCUCCUCACGCCGCUUUUGAAAUCGACUGCCAGGGUCUCACCUCCUGGUAGUGUUCGCGUAGUUUGGGUAUCUUCAUCCGCGGCAAAGAAUUUCUCUCCAGAAGGCGGUUUAGAUGUCACCAAUCUCGAUUAUCAUAUUGACAAAGGUGUCUGGCCAAAGUAUGGUAUCAGCAAAGCCGGUAAUAUCUAUCAUGGAAAGGAGUAUGCUAGACGCCAUGGACAGGAUGGAAUCUUGAGUCUGUCUGUGGAUCCCGGAUUUCUGAAGACAGACCUGUAUCAGAAUCUUCCCCGAUGGCAGGCGCCAAUCAUGAACCUGAUGCUUCAUGAUCCUAUCUAUGGGGCAUAUACAGAGCUUUUCGCAGGUCUGUCGACAGACAUUAAUAUGUCAAAUAAUGGCGAUUUCAUUGAACCUUGGGGGAAAAUUACACCAGCAAGAAAGGACAUUGAACUAGGAGGCAAGCCAAAGGAAGAAGGAGGGACUGGAAUCGCCAAAGACUUUUGGGACUGGACAGAGAAGCAGAUUGCGACUUAUGCAUAG